UUUCAAAACCUGUGUCCCUCCCUUUUAACCCUCACACAUCUUUCUCUCUCUUAGGGUUUCUGCUACUCACCAAGCUCGCAGGCAAUUCAUGGACUCUUAAACUUUGAGAUAUAGCUUUAUGAAGAUCUGUUUUGUCCAUUGCAAGGAAGAUAAAUUUAGGGUAGGAUUGUUUUCCCUAUGGUUAAGCACAGUAUGAUGAGCAUCUAUCAAGGUGAAUUAUCAUGGUAAUACGUUUAUGGCCCAAGCCAUCAAAAAGUAGCAGUAAUGUGAUAAGACAAUAGCUGGACUAGAGGGAAAAGAAAUUUUGUAGUUGGCCAUGGAUCAAUCUGAUCAAAAUCAACAGCAUCAUCACCAUCAGCAGCAGCCUGUGAUGGGAGUUGCUGGUGGUGGUCAGAUGGUGUAUCCUACGCCUCCCUACCAAACUGCUCCCAUGGUGGCCUCGGGUACACCUGCUGUAGCUGUGCCUUCCCCGACACAGCCCCCCGCUACCUUCUCAAAUUCUUCACACCAGCUUGCCUUCCAACAAGCCCAGCACUUCCACCACCAACAACAGCAGCAGCAACAACAGCAGCUUCAAAUGUUCUGGUCCAACCAAAUGCAAGAAAUUGAGCAAACUAUUGAUUUCAAGAACCAUAGCCUCCCACUUGCUCGGAUCAAGAAAAUAAUGAAAGCUGAUGAAGAUGUUAGAAUGAUUUCAGCGGAGGCUCCUGUCAUAUUUGCAAAGGCUUGUGAGAUGUUUAUUCUGGAGCUGACCUUGCGCUCUUGGAUCCACACAGAAGAGAAUAAAAGGAGGACGUUGCAAAAGAAUGAUAUUGCAGCUGCCAUAUCAAGGACUGAUGUUUUUGAUUUCUUGGUGGACAUCAUUCCAAGAGAUGAAUUGAAAGAGGAGGGACUUGGGGUCACUAAGGCUACAAUUCCUGUUGUAGGUUCUCCUGCUGACAUGCCUUUAUACUAUGUCCAACCACAGCAUCCUGUUGGACCUACAGGGAUGAUCAUGGGAAAGCCAGUCGAUCAAGCUGCACUCUACGCGGCCCAACAGCCUCGACCUCCUGUGGCAUUUAUGCCAUGGCCCCAGGGUCAACCACCGCAGCAGCAACCUCAGCAGUCUCAACAGCAACCAACUGAUUCUUAAAGUUUGAUGUCAGGUAAUCUAAGGUGUGUCUUAGUAGAGCUUUUAAAUAUCAGGGAUGGAUUCUAGUUGUGGUAGCCAUUAGCGUUAGUUGACAGUUGUAAUAUCUAUCAAACUCUGUAGAUGAUGAUGCCGAUUUCAUAGUGGCAGCUGGAUCAUGUAUUGGCUAGUAUCUCUUCUUUUGAUUGAAAUUGUGUGUGAAGGCUAUUGUUUAAA
Molecule: messenger RNA, 1345 nt
Organism: Pistacia vera
Lineage: Eukaryota; Viridiplantae; Streptophyta; Magnoliopsida; Sapindales; Anacardiaceae
Product: nuclear transcription factor Y subunit C-2
Exons: 3
Coding region: 317-1132 (271 amino acids)
Biological process (GO): regulation of DNA-templated transcription
Cellular component (GO): nucleus
Molecular function (GO): DNA binding; protein heterodimerization activity; DNA-binding transcription activator activity, RNA polymerase II-specific
Source: RefSeq, a predicted model, not a curated record